Messenger RNA from Manihot esculenta (cassava), 5368 nucleotides. RefSeq lists its product as uncharacterized. Gene Ontology annotation, biological process: root development; shoot system development. The transcript has 9 exons. Lineage: Eukaryota; Viridiplantae; Streptophyta; Magnoliopsida; Malpighiales; Euphorbiaceae. Bases 4387 to 5238 code for a protein of 283 amino acids. The record is from RefSeq and is a predicted model, not a curated record.
GAACCGAGGUUACUGAACUCAAUUGGCGGCCCUUACUGGUUAAGAACUCUUCCCUCUACCGAUCAGAACCCAACCAAUUCAUGAUUACCCGCCAUAGUGCAUGUCCACGGGGCCGAACCGAUGAAACCAGUUAGCUGACCGCAGAACCCACUGGCUCCUAACUGGGGACUAGCACAUCUGUCCAGUCUAUGAUCCCAAACAACAAUCUCUUCAUCUGAAGUUCAGUUCCUUAAGUUGGUUUGAGUCUGCAACUGGAUUAUCUGGGUCGUUUGUUUCUCUCGAUCAUCCCCGAUCAAAGCCUUCGCUGAUGGUAGCAGUGCUGCUAAUGAUUCAGAAUGUUGAGAAGGGAUACUCUGGUUUUCACCAAUCGCCUAUAGAUGCUUUCCAGCUCCUCUUCUGCCUCUUUAAUGCUUGACUCAAAUGCUUCCAAUUCUUUAAGAAGGUUUUGAAGUUGUGAAAGACUGAUCUCUUUGCUUGACUUCAAGAUGAGCAAUUCAGCAUCAAUCUUCUCUGCUUCAUUGACCUCAAUUUCCACUUCACAUGAGACGCGCUUGGUUUGCAAUAAUUUUGAGAUGACAGACCAGCCAGUGGGCACUGAUUUUGCCUUUGGCUCAGAAAUGAAAGAUAAUAUCGACUCAAACACCACAAGACCAAUUGCUUGAACUCCUCUUAGCAUGCUAAUCAUGUUCAGCAAAUCAGAAUUACUGUCCAAAACUGCUGUUGUGCAAUUUCUCUCCUUUUUCUUCAAAUUUUUUAGACAUUUGCAAAUUGCUUUAUUCAGAUUUUUUCUUGAUGCCAUAUAUGCAUCAACUUCGCUUGUCAAGCCACAGUCUCUGCCUUUUCUUCUACGGAUAGAUAAUUCAAACUCCUGAACACGUUCCUUCAUCUGUGAGAAAAAGUCUCUUGUGGAAUCACAAAAAUCCAACAAUUCCAGAGAUCCAUUCAAUGCAUUUUGUACAUACUGGCUUUGCCUCUCAGGGGACAGAGUCUGUUGGGCUUGUGGCAGUUGAAGUAAAUCAUCAACACACUCGAGCAAAUUCUUUAGGCCAUUCAAUUUGUGGCCUAUUGAUGAAGAUUGUGAUGCCUUCAACUUGUAUAGCUGCUCCUCAAUACUAACAGUUAGAGGAUGAGAUCUGGAUGGGAAGCUGAUUGAACGGAGAUGACAAGCAGCCAUUUGUUUCACUUCUAAAGAAGAAAGCCUACCAGGAAUGUGAAUAUGCAGAAUUUGAUGACCUUCAAUAGAAUAUUAACAUCCACAAGUAAGGUGCAGCUUCCUUCCCAGACAAACAAGAACUGAUUAUUGUUUUUUCAUGUAUUAUCUGCACGCCAUUGGACAAUGAGAUUCUCGACACUUGACAAACUCUAGCUGUGAUGGCUGGUGUCUAGGAACAGUGAAGUGUGAAAUUGCAAUUGCAUCUUGAAUGGAAUAUGAAAUUCUGAAGAGAAUAUAUUUUUGAAGUGUGGAAGGCAAAUUGAUGGAAAAAUGAGCAAUCUUAACAUGUUAGUAUUGAAUUCAUUCUCUAUCUGUACAUAUCUACAAUUUGGAGUAGAACUCUAUGAAACAAAAUUGUGGUGAACAGUUGAUUGAAGCAACACCACUAAUGAUUCAGAAUGUUGAGAAGGGACACUCUGGUUUUCACCAAUAGCCUAUAUAGGCAUUCCAGCUCCUCUUCUGCCUCUUGCAUGCUAGACUCAAAUGCUUCCAAGUCUUUAAGAAGGCUUUGAAUUUGGGAGAGACUGAUGUCUUUGCUUGACUUCAGGAUAAGCAAUUCAGCAUCAAUCUUCUCUACUUCAUUUUCUUCAGUUUCCACAUCAUAUGAAACACGCUUCGACUGUAGCAAUUUUGGGAUUAGAAACCAGCCAGAGGGCAAUGAUUUUACCUUAGGCUGAGAAAUGAAAGAUAGGAUUGACUUGAACAUCACAAGACUAAUUCUCUGAACUCCUCUUAGCAUGCUGAUCAUGUUCUCCAAAUUGGAGUCCAAUGUUGUUAUUGUAAAAUGCAUCUCCUUUUUCUUCAAGUUUCUUAGACACUUGCUAAUUGCUUUGUUCAACUUCUUUCUAGAUACCAUGUAUGCAUCAACUUCUCUUGUGAAAUAGAGUCUGUGCUUUUUCUUCUGCGGAGAGAUAGUUCAAGUUCUUGCAAACAUUCCUUCAUCUGUGAGAAUAAAUCUCUUGUUGUAUCACAUAUAUCCAAUAGCUCCAGAGAUCCAUUCACUGCGUCUCCUAUGCACUGGUUUUGCCUCUCAUUGGAGAUUGUCUGUUGGACAAAUGACAGUUGAAGAAAAUCAUCAACAGACUCGAAUAAAUUCUUUAGGCCAUUCAAUUUGUGUCCUAUUGAUGAGGUUUCUGAUGUCCUCAACUUGCAUAACUGCUCUUCAAUGUUUACUCUUAGAGGAUGAGAUCUAGAAGGUAAGCUGAUUGAUCGGAGAUGACUAGCUGCCAUUUUUUUCCCUUCUAUUGAGGAAAGCCUAUAGAGAAUUUGAAUGUUGUAAUGGUCUUGGCUGUUGUUCAAACCAACACAUUGAACCUGUUAUAUAUGGAUGAGCAAUCGAUCAUAAGAAGAAUACCAUCUUCUUGAUCUACAUUAGCUGUCAUGUCCUGAGUUUUUGAGACAAUCUUGGCAACCUUUUGUCUGUGCAGUGCUGUUGGUGAGCUGUGAUUUAAAGAAUUGGGCGAUUAUUGGUUAAGUAUUGUUAUACAAACUACAAUUUCUGCGAGGUUCCAACAUCGAGAUCUCCAAGUAAUUAUAUAGCAUUGAUCUUGAAGACAAUGCAUAAGCCGAAGGACUGCAAUAAAAAUACUCAUCCACGAGCUGCAGCAUGCAGUUUCAUUAAUAAUUAAUGAGGCUUCUGAACAACUCUCGCUGCCAUGCGGUCCAGGGAAUCUGACAAACUUCGGUAAAAUAUUAACAUCCAUGUGCAAGAUGCAGCUUCCUUUCUAGACAAACAAGAACCUGCACAUUGUUGUUGUUGUUUUCAUAUAUUUUCUGCAUGCCAAUGGAUGAUGAGACUCUCGAGCCUUAAGCAACUCUGGUUGUGAUGCCUGGUGUCUGUGAACAGAAUCUGAUGAACUUCAGUAAAAUAUUAACGUCUACAGGCAAGAUGCAGCUUCCUUCCCAGACAAACAAGAACCUGCACAUUAUUGUUCUUUUCAUAUAAUUUCUGCAUGCCAAUGGAUGAUGAGACUCUUGACCCUUAAGCAACUUGGCUGUGAUGCCUGGUGUCUGUGAGCAGGUUUGCUUUACUGGGACUACUACGAAAACACGAAACUUAUGCUUCUCGCAGUCUUAAUCUAGUGAAGGGGUUUAAACAGCAAGUAUUUAUCGGCAGUAGUUUGCGGCUCUCAAACGAACUUAAAAGGAUUGACAGAGUGAAGAAGAUUACCAAAUUCGUGAAAUUGAAGAUGAGACAACGUGACCUAAAUGAAAAUAUGCAUGAGAUAAACGGACCAUAAAUAUCUCCUCCCACUUUUAUAAUAGCCCAAGUGAAGCUCCCAGUCACUAAACAAACCCCUGAAAACUGCUUACGAAGGGAGGAUUUUCAUGGGGAUUAUUAAGCUCUCACAAGGCUGGUUGUUAGCAAUGUGCGAUUACAACACAUUACCCCAUACUAAGCUAAACAAUGUGUUCGUUAGUCACGGCCAUAUUAGACACGAUUGACACUCUACUGAUUACUUCUCCAUCAGUUUGUUUCAUAUGAAAUAUCAGCUAAACCUCAUCUAUAUGUGGAUCAUGCUUCCCUUAUUGUCUACAAAUUCUUAUCGCCUCCUGUGCGCAUGGAUGCAUUAUUUAUUUAAUUACAAUUUAUUAAUCUCCAUCCUCCACGGUCUGUGUCUGAAAAUUAGAAGAAACCAAGGCUGCCAAGAUUCUUCCUGCUCCUCCUGGACACCAGGGAAAUGAGAGUGGUUCAAGAGCAUUAUCAUUGAUGUAACUUCAUCCUGCAGCUCGUGGGUGUGAGUAUUUUUUUUAUUCCAAUCCUUAAGCCUCUGCACAUGCAAACAAAAGCAGGAAAUUAACAACCCAAUCAAAUAGCCAUUUUAAAUUAAUUUGAUUAUCUUAAUAGAAUAAUUACACGCAGGGAUUCAAGCUUAAUGUUAUCUAAUCACUCUGAGCUCUCUGUGUUGGAACCUUGUGGAACAAUACUUUAAUCAAUAAUCGCGAAUUUCUUUAAAUCAAAUUGCUCACUCACAACACUGCUUUGACGAGACAUUGCUAGGACAGUCUCAAAAUUGAGGACAAGACAACUAAUGUAGAUCAAGAACAUGGGAUUCUUCUUAUUAUCAGUUCAUCAACUAUAUAUAAUAGGUUCAAUAUGGGGGUUCAAAUAAUAGAUAAGAUCACCAGUACAUUCAAAUUCUUUGUAGGCUUUCAUUUUCAGAAGAAAAAAAAUGGCAUCUUGUCAUAUCCGAUCAAUAAGCUUACCUUCUAGAUCUCAUCCUCUAACAGUGAACAUUGAGGAGCAGUUGUGCAAGUUAAACGCAUCGCAAUCCUCAUCAAUAGAGCACAAAUUGAGUGGCCUAAAGAAUUUGUUCAAGUCUGUUGAUGAUAUUCUUGAACUGUCACUUGCCCAACGGACAAUCUCCAGUGAGAGGCAAAGCCAUUCCGUGGAAAAUGCAAUAAAUGGAUCUCUAGAGCUAUUGGAUAUAUGUGAUACAACAAGAGAUUUAUUUUCACAGAUGAAGGAAUGUUUGCAAGAACUUGAACUAUCUCUGCGCAGAAGAAAAGGCGGAGACUCUAGCUUCACAAGUGAAGUUGAUGCACACAUGGUCUCUAGAAAGAAGUUGAACAAAGCAAUUAGCAAGUGUCUAAGAAAUUUGAAGAAAAAGGAGAGGAAUUUCACAGCAGCAACCUUGGACAAUAAUUCUAAUUUGGAGAACAUGAUCAGCUUGCUAAGUACUGUUCAAGAAAUUAGUCUUGUCAUGUUCGAGUCUAUCUUAUCCUUCGUUUCUCAGCCCAAGGUAAAAUCAUUGCCCUCUAGCUGGCUCGUAAUCCCAAAAUUGCUGCAGUCCAAGCGUAUUUCAUGUGAAGUGGAAAUCGAAUUGAAUGCAGUAGAGAAAAUUGAUGCUGAAUUGCUUAUCCUGAAGUCAAGCAAUGACAUCAAUCUUUCACAACUUCAAAAACUUCUGAAAGGAUUGGAGACUUUGGAGUCGAGCAUUCAAAAAGCAGAAGAGGAACUUGAAUGCAUCUAUAGGCGUUUGGUUAAAAUCAGAGUUUCCCUUCUGAACAUUCAGAAUCAUUAAUGGCAUAGCUUCCAUGAGCUAGCCAAAAAUUUUGUAGCUUAUAUAGAGGUUUAACCUAUAUUGUAGAUAUGUACACAGAUAGAGAAUGAAACUCAAUACUACUGAUAGAAUUGCAAAUAUUUCCAUCAAA